GUUCGCAAGGCGGCGGCGGACGCGCUCUACGUGCACUUCCUGACCUACGGCGACCCGCUCGAGGGCGGCGAGGCUGCCGAGGGACGGGGCGGCGAGGGCGGCGGCGUCGGCGGCGGCGGCGGCGGCGGCGGGGGCGGGGGCGGUGGGGUCGGGGGCGACGGCGCCGGGAACGGCGGGGGCGAGGCGAGGCUGGUCGAGGUUGAGCGUCUGCUGACGGAGACGGCGUGGCUCGCCGACCUCGAGGCGGCGGUGAGGCCGGCGCAGGCGCGGCUUCUGCUGCUCUUCGGCCUCGACCCGCCACGGGCCGGCGAGCGGCAGCCGGGGGAGAGGGCGGCGCGGGCGGCGCCGGAGCCCGAGGAGGAGGACUCGUAUGCGGCGCUGGUCAAGGAGCUGGGCUACUGAGGGCGAGGCGGGUGCGGGGCGGUCGGGGCGGCGCGGGCAGCAGGAGCGGCAGUGGGACAAGCUCCCUCCCCCUGAUGCGCCGUAAAUUCAUAUGAAAUUGGUUUCGGCGUCCC
Messenger RNA from Emiliania huxleyi CCMP1516, 515 nucleotides. RefSeq lists its product as hypothetical. The record is from RefSeq and is a predicted model, not a curated record. The transcript has a single exon. The annotation marks the transcript as partial. NCBI's taxonomy places the organism in Eukaryota, Haptophyta, Isochrysidales, Noelaerhabdaceae.